This is a messenger RNA of Lodderomyces orthopsilosis Co 90-125, 360 nucleotides long. RefSeq lists its product as uncharacterized. NCBI's taxonomy places the organism in Eukaryota, Fungi, Ascomycota, Pichiomycetes, Serinales, Debaryomycetaceae. Gene Ontology annotation, biological process: protein import into mitochondrial intermembrane space. Gene Ontology annotation, molecular function: zinc ion binding. The record is from RefSeq and is a predicted model, not a curated record. Gene Ontology annotation, cellular component: mitochondrial intermembrane space. The transcript has a single exon. Bases 1 to 360 code for a protein of 119 amino acids.
AUGACUACUGUGAUUGACCAAACCCAACAAAUUUACAACUCGGAUUACACUAUCAAAGGACAACUAGUUGAUUCUCACACACGAUGCGUCCACUACCACUCACAAUUGGACAUUAUUGCUCUCCGAUUCAAAUGCUGUCCAAACACAUUCUACCCUUGUUUCAAGUGUCAUGAUGAAUUGAACAAUCAUAGUAUAGACAAGUUUCAUGUUGGAGAUCAUGACAAGGUGGUUAUUUGUGGAGAUUGUUUUACACAAUUGACAGCUGAUGAGUAUUUGAAGAGUGGGUCAAUUUGUCCUCUGUGUCAAGGUAGGUUUAAUCCUGGCUGCUCGUUGCAUUACAAAUUGUAUUUUGAGUUUUGA